AUGAGACCCAAAAUCACAGCAUUGUCAGUGCUUAGCAGCGCAGUUGCAGCCGGUAUAGGCCUUUGGUUGGCUUAUAAAUAUUUUUACCGUAAAAAACUGGGCAAGAGAGGUGCAGUCAAGUCCUUGUAUAUUUACCCGGUUAAAUCAUGCGCUGGAAUCAAAUUAGAGCAAGCUGAGAUCACGAAAAUCGGUGUGCUACUGGAUAGGUAUGUAGCAAUUUAAUACUCCUGUUACAAAUUAUAUUUUUUUGAAAACUUAAUUUAAACGAUUUUACUCGUCAAGGGGAUAGUGUUGCCACUCAAUGCAUAUUUGAUCAGACUACCUAUUAAUACUUUAAGUGGCAAUGUGCCCCAAUGUGCCCUUAACGUUAUUAUUUUAAUAUUGAAUGUCUAACCAAAAUAAUUUUACUCUGUCUAACUCCAGACAAUUUUACUUGUCAAGUGGAGAGUGCUGCCAGCCUGCCACAGUGCCACUCAGUGGGUUAAUUAAAUAAAAAGCCCCUCCCUAAUAGGGGAUUAAAAGAAUUAUGUAAUAUCUCUAACUGAUGUAACUUCUACAUGUUAUUACCAACUUUCAGGUCAUGGGCAUUGUUGAACUCAAAAGGCAGUGUGCAGACUAUGCGUCAAUUACCAAAGAUGGCUUUGAUCCAACCGUCAUGUGAAGAGACAAAGUAUUUAUGUCUUGAUGCUCCUGGUAUGCCGACACUGAAACUAGACAUGGAUGUUGAUGAAAGUGAAGUGGAAAAGAAAAUGCUUGAGUAUGUCAUGCUUGAGUAUGUUGCUCUGUGCAAAUAAAUGUGUGAUUACUUUACUCAUCAAAGAGAAGUGGAGGAAUUGGGACUUAAAGGGUUAACCUAUCCACCCAUGCCUGAUUUGUUAACAGAUUAAACCAUAGUCUAAUGUAUUACUCUGUAUACACCAAGGGGAAGUGUUUUCCAUAUGUCUCUUGUUAACCCAUUAAACCACAAAAUUAAUGCACUUUAAAUGCAUACCCCCCACUUACUCUAUCUGACAACAUUCAUUUUUCCUUCUAUGUUAUAGAAAUGUGUUGUGUAUUACGAGUUAAUUAUAAAAGGACCUCUGGUCAUGGGCAGACCUCCUUGUCCUCCUUCACAUUCCCCCACCAAAAUCAUGGAACUAGUUAACUAUCCUUUUUCAUAAUUAUUAAUAUUAUAGUCAUUGUGGCAUGCAUGGUGAAGGUUUAGAUUGUGGAGAUGAGGCUGGCAAGUGGUUUGAUGAGUAUUUGGGAAAGCCUGGUCAUAGGUUGUUCAAUGGUUGUAGUGAAUGUUUAAAACGUCGAGAAUUGAAAGACCAUGCAGUAUGGGGGAAUUCAGUGCAGCCCGACGAUAAGGUUAGCAUUGCUGGAUUGAUUUUGAUGAAGGACAGGGUGUUAGCCAGGCGGCCGCCCAACCGUCCUAUGGACGGCCACAUCUGAAUUUGGACGGCUAAAUUUUAAUGGAUGGCCUAAGGGAAUAUUUUCUAAAAAUAGCAACCUACAAGCUUUGUAAUAUUUCUUGAAUACUUCGCGCCAUAUUUUUGGCGACACGUUACAGUUACGGUAGUGAUCAUACCAUACGUUUGCUUUUACUAAUUUAAUGACGAAAAUGUGCAUCUAAAACUAAAAGUAAAAAGGUUCAACGAACAAAACACCACAAUUCUUCAACAACAGAAAAUUGCCGCCACGCCCAAAAACAUGUGACCACGCCCACAAAAAUAUGUUGCCACGCCCACAAAAUUAUUUUGGACGGCCACUUUUGAAAUCCUGGCUAACACCCUGAUGAAGGAGUGAUAUGCACUAAUGACUGUGCAAGACCCAAUACCCUUAUGACCUUACAAUUCUCUCUUUGGUUUAGAUGGUUUACCAGGAUAGCUCUCCAAUAAUGAUGGUAUCUGAGGCAUCAUUAGAAGCUGUAAACAAAGAGUUGGAAAACCCAGUUGACAUUAGAACAUUCCGACCUAGUAUUUUUAUUGAAGGUUGUUUUGAAUUUGAGGAGGAUUCAUGGCAGAGUGUACAAAUUGGCAAUGUUCUGUUAAGAAAAUUGCGACAAAAUACCAGGUAUGUAUAUAAUUAUAAUGCAUCUUUAUUCAUUGGAUGCAUCUAUCAAUCUGUAUCGAUGAACCACUUUAAUUUUUGCCUAUAGUUCAAUACAUCAAUCAUUUCAUCACAACCAUGCAUACCUGAAGUUUGCAAUUGGUAUAAAGUCAGACUGGAAGCAUUCUGUAUCAUGUGCAACAUUUCACUCAAAUAACGAUGCAUAUUACAGGAAUUAAACCAGGAAAUCAAAUCACAGGUAGAAGGUAUAUAUUAUGCACUAAAUGUUCUAACAAUACUAUGGAAAAUAUUAAUUGUUCAUUCAGAUGUGUAUUAACAACAGUUGACAUGGAUGCUGGUGUAAAACGAAAUGAUGGAGAACCGCUGGAGACUCUAAAAAGGUGAUGUAGGAUUGUGGCUUUGAAUUUAGUUAAUGCUCCCUAACUUAGCCAUUCUGUCCACUGUCUGCCUAUUAAUCAUUCAGAUUUUGUUGGUAUCUCACUCGAUUCAAUAGUUGAAGGGUGUUGUUGAUGGAAAUUAUUAACAAAAUCUUAAUAUUUACCCAUCAUCUAAAACAUGGCAGCACCCUGUAUUUAUAUAUACAUGAGCUUGUGGUUAGAGCUUGACAACUGGCCUCUGUAGCUCAGUUGGUUGGAGCACUGCACCGGAAUUGCAGGAGCACAAGUUCAAUUCCUGCCAAGGACCUAAAGUUACAUUUUUCACAGCUGUUCCUGGUUAUAUAAAUUAUAUAAAUUUCCAUCAACAACUCCCUUCAGUCAAUCAUUCAGCCAACUAUUUAUGACUCUCUUUUCUCUUAUUCAGAAUAUGUGUAUCUAAAGGUGAUGAUGCAAGAUAUGGACAGAGGCCUUUGUUUGGAAAUCAUUUUGUUGCUGAUAUACCUGGGCAGAUUCAUGUUGGAGAUGAUGUCACUGUUCUUGCUUAAUUAACCUGAUCAGAGCCAGCACUCUAGUCUCCCAUUCAUGAGUAAAAUUGUCUGGCGUAAGACAAAGUAUUAAACAUCAUGGUACGUUAAAUUAACCCAUUAAGUUGCAUUGCACCCCAAUGUGACCUACUUUAUUAUUUUACUAUGUCUAAACACCAGAUCAUUUUACUCGUCAGGGGCAUGGGUUAAUUUAUUCAGAAAUAUGGCACUCCAUGUCAUAUUUAAAAAUGGUUAAAUAGGUACAGUAUGCUAAGCGUACAUGUAUCAGCUCAUGGUGAUUGCAUCGUUGCCAUGGAGUUCAAUCAAUACUCAGUAGCUUGUAAAAAUAUUAAGAAACUGACGUUUAUUAAGCCAUUGAGUGGCAGGACUCUCCACUUGACGAGUAAAAUCGUCUGGCGUUAGACAGAGUAAAAUACUAAAGUAGGGCGAAUCACAAUGCAUUGCCACUUAAAGGGUUAAGAGGAUGCAUGGGCAGUUUGGUUAACCCUACAUUGAGUGGCAGCACUCUCCACUUGAUGAGUAAAAUUGUCUGGCAUUAAUAGACAGAGUAAAAUACUAAAGUAGGGUGCAUCAGGGUGCAUUGCCACUUAAUUAAAAGUUGACUAGUUAAAUGAUCGAGGUUAGAUUUAUACAGGGUUCGUUCAUGUGAAGAAGAGUCAAAUUCAAGGCCAUGUAUCAGCAAAUUCAAGGACUAAAUACUGAAGAAAAAGGGUUAGAAAUCAGUAAAAUCUGACGUUGAAUUUUUCAAAACGCAACUUUAAUGAGUUUCGAACAGCUUUGUCCGACAGUUUUUUACAAAUUUUUGGUGUUAAAAAACAUACAUAUGCAUUAUAUUACUCCAUAUUUUUAGCAAAAUUUGUCGUCUUUGGCACCAGAACAAUCACACAGUGAGCAAAACAUUUUGGUAAAUGUCCUUUGACUCUCAACAAACACUAGCUUCACAGCGCUACAAGAAUGGCGGGAAUGCGCGGGAUCUCCAACCACGAGUUAUUAAAAAUUAACUAGCUUUAUCUUGCCGUGACUUUUUAUUUUGCCCUGAGUUAAUUUCGUUUUCCCGCGAGUUAACUUUAUUUUUCCGUGAGUUAAUUUCUGUUUUGCCGUUGCAGUUAAUUUUAUUUUGCCGUGGCUCAGUUAAUAGACGGAAUUUUCCGCGCCUUUACUUUCGCUGUGAUAGUGGGCCACAUUAUUUUAUAGCGCCUGGGGGCGGGGCAGCUCGACAAUUACCCAAACUCUUAUUAAAGAACGACGUUUCGAAGUCAUCUUGACCUCAUUUUCAACAGAAAACGAUUAAAUUAGUAUAAAUAGCGUUUACAAAUAAUUGCGCUAAGCUUGUUAAGCAAACUCUUCCAAGCUUGGUAAGCUUGGUGGGAUUAACAGAUCACUUCAUUUAGCCAAUCAGAUUACCAGCUUUUUUGGAUCGUGAUCUGAUUGGUUAAAAUGAAGGCGGACCAGAAAGUAGACGGGUACCUACAAAAUAGCGAAAUAGCUGGUAUCCUGGCGUGAAACUUUACAACUUAAAAUAGUUUAAUUUAGGUUUUUAAUCUUGUUUCUAAAUUUGAUAUGACAUAAAAAAGUAGUAAAGAUAGAUUUUUAUAAGUUAGAUAAAAAACACAAAACACACUGCUAACUUUGUUUAGUAGCAAUCAAUUGAUCGGUAAAUUAGAUGAUCUGUUUUUAUAUCGAAUGGUAAAUUAGAAAUAAAAUUUUUAAAAAGAAAAGUGCCUCAUCAGUCCAUACUUCCCGACUCUGCUAGCCCGUAUCGGUCAAGUCCGUCUCGUGCUAGCCGCUAGAACGCCGUAUGUUAACGUUUAAGCUAGAUUUCGGCUAAACUCAACGCUAUCGUCAGAGGCGGUGAAUAGGUGGCUUACCAACCGGUAUCGAACGAACUACGGGGGAGAGUGCCGGCGGCCCCCAGACCAUUACGCCUGGCACCCUUUUCGCAAGAUCCUAUGAUCGGUAACUACCACACACAAGUAAUAGUAACAUUUCGGUAUAUAAGUACGUUACAGUUGCCUGGCGUGGUGCAUGUGGGACGCUUUAGGUCGGUGUUUACCAAACCAUUGAAACAAACGCAUGCGCGAUAACUUGACACUCGGGUAAACGUAGCGCAUGCGUGGGCAUCAUCCAAUCAGGACGCAGGAAAAUUUCGCACUGGUCCCGCGAGUUCGAGACACGUGCGAGACGGCUCAAAAAUUUCAAAAAAUUAUUUGUUUUCAAAACAAAUUCAGAUGAAAAUAUUUAUUAUUCACAUGUAUUUGCUUGUCGAAGGUUAAAAUUUAAAGAUUAUAUCUAUCUAAGACGAUGAAUCAACUGGAAUAUAUGAAGGCGAAGUGAAAUCUACACCGUCAAUUAACCAAGAGGUCGCGCCGCCAUUGGUUUCUACUUUCUAGUCUGACACGAAAGGUACAACGCUUUUAAUAUAUUUUGUACUGUUUUGUUUCCUUUUUUGACGAUAGUUGAUGCGAAAAUAUUCUUGUCUGAAGCUUGCUUCAAUCGUCAAAAGAGGAAAGUUCUUAGUUUGGCUUGAUUAGUAUUUGUAUUUAUGAAUCCUAUAUUUAAUAAUUAUUAACUUCCUUUUAAUAACCUGGAUAUAAAGUUUCUAUUUAAAUCUUGCACAUAGUGUAAAUUCUUGCAUACAGAAUACACCCUUCUGGAAAGUAUCUUAAUACUUUGGCCAUAAAGCCUAACAUCAUGCAAUAUCAUGAAAGGGAUGGCCAAGGUGAUGUCAGUACUUUCCAGAACCAUUCAAUCAUGUUUAUAUUGUCUUGAAUUGUAUGAUUCAGCUAGGAUAUAUGAAACGUUGGAUAGUAAUGGGUCAUUCCAGAAAACAUCCAUACCACCCCCACGAAGGAAAUAGGAAGUUAACCCCCCACCCCCUUCGGAUGUCCCAAUACAUUUACUAUUAUCAGAAACAAUUUUCUCUCCCCUCCCCCUCUGGACGGCAGAAAUUUCCUCCGUGGGGGGAGUAUCUUUUCUGGAACAACCCAAUAUACCGUAAACCUCGGAGUAUAACCCUCCUCCUGGUAUAAGCCUACCAUAUUCACUAACACACAGGCCAUUCCAAAUAUAAGCCCCCCCCCCAUGUCUAAAGCAUUGGUUAAUUAGCACCGUGACAGUGAUUCCAACAGCUCAGACGAGUGAGAAUAAUUAUAGAUUACAGUAUUGUAAUGUAUAGAUUAUACACUGUAUGUUUGUAUAUCGAUCAUUUCAUCACAGUCACGCAUACCUGAAGUUUGCAAUUUGUAUAAUAAAGUCAGCCUGGAGGCACUCUGUACCAUGUGCAACAUUUCACUCAAAUAACAAUGCAUAUUACAGGAAUUAAACCAGGAAAUCAAACCACAGGUAGAAGGUAUAUAUGCACUAAAUAUUCUAUCCAUACUAUGGAAUAUUAAUCGUUCACUCAGAUAUGUAUUAGCAAGAGUUGACAUAUGCAUGCUGGUGUGAAACGAAAUGAUGGAGAACCGCUGGAGACUCUAAAAAGGUGAUGUAGGAUUGUGGCUUUGAAUUUAGUUAAUGUUCCCUAAGAUAGCCUAUCAGUCAAUCUGUCCACUGCUGUCUAUUAUCAAUCAUUGAGAUUUUGUUAGCAUUUUGCUCGAUUCAAUAAAUUAUCGAGUGGAAAUUUAUAUUCAUUUUAUUAGACCUAUAACCAGUAUAGACCCUUUUCAUAAAUGUCUGCCGAUUAAAAAUUCUUUUAUGUGCAUAUAAAUUGGCCCAACUAGCCUCAUACUCAUGUUAAGAUUUCAAAGGAAUUUCUACCUAGAAACGAGGCUAGUUGGGCCAAUUUAUAUGCACAUAAAAGAAUUUUUAAUCGGCAGCCAUUUAUGAAAAGGGUCUAUAAUGCCAAGAAAAUCUUAAAUAUUUACCCAUAACCUAAAACAUGGCAGUACCCCUCUCUCCUCCGCAGAGGCUUUAAAUGGCCGCCUGCGCUCCUUCGCCCAGCAGCUACGCUCGUGUUCCAAGAUCCGCCAUGUAAAGUGUAGUGAAAUGUAUCUCAUCAUAAUAUUAAAUCCUAAGAAAACUAAAGCCUCUGCGGAGGAGAGAGGCAGUACCCUAUAUUUAUAUAUACAGGAGCUUGAGGUUAGAGCUUGACAAUUGGCCUGUGUACCUCAGUUACUUGGAGCACUGCACCAGAAUUGCAGGGCGACAGGUUCAAUUCCUGCCAAAGACCUGAAGUUACAUUUUUCGCAGGUGUUCCUGGUUAGGUCUAAUAAAAUGUAUAUCAAUUUCCACUUGAUAACUUCCAUCAACAAAACGCUUCAGUCAAUCAUUCAGCCAACCAUUUAGGACUCUCUUUUCUUUUAUUCAGAAUACGUGUAUCUAAAAGUGGUGAUGCAAAACAUGGACAGAGGCCUUUGUUUGAAAAUCAUUUUGUUGCCGAUAUACCUGGGAAGAUUCAUGUUGGAGACAAUAUCACUGUCGUCACUGUUCUUGCUUAA
This is a messenger RNA of Paramuricea clavata, 7410 nucleotides long. NCBI's taxonomy places the organism in Eukaryota, Metazoa, Cnidaria, Anthozoa, Malacalcyonacea, Plexauridae. The record is from the annotation of a GenBank genome assembly.